UCCCCUUUAAUGUAUCUUGACUCUACCUUACAAUCUGAUUGGCUGCUACAUGUGAAUGAAAGGAGGGAACAAUCAAUAUUUAUAUAAUAAUGUCAUGAAAAUGAAACUACAACACCUGAACGUCAACAGUGGCAGCACGAGACAAACAUGGCCAGCAAACUUCUUCAUCCUCAAUAUCAGCAGUGCAAAGACCAAGAGCUCCAGAUUGUGAUAGUUGGGAAGACUGGAGUCGGUAAGAGUUCGACAGGAAACACCAUCCUGAUGAAAACGGCUUUUCAGACUCGGAUACAGCCAUCCUCGGUGACACAGGCCUGCAAGAAGGAAAAAGGAGAGUUGGAUGGACAGAAGCUGGCUGUUGUUGAUACUCCUGGUCUGUUUGGAGGAACAAAAUCUGACAUCAAGGUGAUGGAGGAGAUCAAGAAGACCGUGCUGUCGGCUUUAGAUGGCCCCGUUGUGUUCCUGGUUGUGCUCGAGUUGGGCGAACUGACGGAGGACGAACGGAAAACAGUGAAAUUAUUACAGAAGACCUUCAGCAGAGAGGCAGCACAUCACACCAUGGCCUUGUUCACUCGAGGAGAUGAUCUGAAGGAACAAGGAGGUUCCAUAGAGGACUUCAUCGGAGCAAACCCAGCUCUGCGUGACUUCGUCAGGGAAUGUCGGGGGGAUACCAUGUUUUUGAGAACAUAGACGGAGAUCCCUCUCAAGUUGUUGAGCUGCUGCAGAAGAUCAACAGCAUAGUGCGGAGAAAUGGAGAAAGCUACAAUCUAAAAACACCAGCAACAGAAGAAGCAGAAAGAAGACCUGGAUUCAUCAAGGUCUGCCUUCAAGGUGCUUUUACUGGAGCGUGCACUUUAGUCACAUUAUGUUUUAUCAUUGACGCAAGAAAUA
Dicentrarchus labrax (European seabass) is the source of this 888-nucleotide messenger RNA. RefSeq names its product GTPase IMAP family member 7-like. The transcript is spliced from 2 exons. The record is from RefSeq and is a predicted model, not a curated record. Gene Ontology annotation, molecular function: GTP binding. Bases 148 to 687 code for a protein of 179 amino acids. NCBI's taxonomy places the organism in Eukaryota, Metazoa, Chordata, Actinopteri, Moronidae.